CAGUCUAGUGCUUAUAGAAUUAAACAUUUAAAAACAUGGACAAUAAUAAUUAUGAACUAAAUUCUAAUUUGAGUAUAGUGAGUUCAUCAGCGGAGAAUAAUCAUACUUCUAUAGAAUUUGGAGCUACAGUAAUACCAAUUUAUUUAAACAUUAAUGACCAGAAAAAUCCAGAUUAUAAUUCUAAAUGUACUGCGAUGAUAUUAGACUUUGGUUCUACCCCACAAGAUGUUGGUGAAAUAUACUUUAAAAAUUACUAUUCAUACAUAAUUUCAAUUCUAGUUAUGAAAAUAUCAAAUGCUGAUUCGAAAAGGUUAAAAAAAUGGUACAUAGCUAUAAGACAAAAGAAAUUAAUGGAUAAUGCUCAUACAGAAUUUCAAUCCCAAGAUUAUAUAUGCAUUAAAUCAUCUGAAAGUGAAAUAGAUUGGUCAGAUUUGUACAAAAUGAAAUUGAUCUUGCGCCAACCAUCGCCUAAUUGGAAUAAUUUUGGCAUAGAUGAUGUGAAAGUUGUUAGCAAAGUUCAGGCAGAAAAUGUGUAAAUACUAUAAACAAACCAUCAAAAUAUAUUUUAUAACAAUAAAAUAAAUAUU
Messenger RNA from Diuraphis noxia (Russian wheat aphid), 587 nucleotides. Its product is annotated as nicolin-1-like. Gene Ontology annotation, cellular component: nucleoplasm. Lineage: Eukaryota; Metazoa; Arthropoda; Insecta; Hemiptera; Aphididae. The record is from RefSeq and is a predicted model, not a curated record.